Molecule: messenger RNA, 1241 nt
Organism: Monosiga brevicollis MX1
Lineage: Eukaryota; Choanoflagellata; Craspedida; Salpingoecidae
Exons: 7
Coding region: 7-906 (299 amino acids)
Biological process (GO): protein geranylgeranylation
Cellular component (GO): Rab-protein geranylgeranyltransferase complex
Molecular function (GO): Rab geranylgeranyltransferase activity
Source: RefSeq, a predicted model, not a curated record
UAUUGGAUGACGGAGCACAUGUUUCUCUCAGGUCUCUACUUUGGUAAAUGCGCCCUGGCGGCAGCCGGGCAGGAUGACCACCUCGCAGCACAAAAAGUGCGCAUUCAUGCCUGCCGUCGCGACGAUGGUGGCUAUGCUGGCAAUGAGGUGUAUCCAUCGCACCUUCUUUAUACCUACAGCGCUGUACAGCUGGCCAUUUUAUACAACCAGCCAGAACUGCUCGACGCCGACGCACUUGAAGCAUUUGUCUGGUCUCGCCUCCUGCCUUCGGGCGCUUACUACGGCAACGAUCCCAGUGAUACUGAUACAAGGUUUAGCUAUUGUGCCUUGGCCACCUUGGCACUUGUGGACAAGUUGCAGCCGGAAGCCAUCAAUGUGCGCCAGGCAGGCGAAUUCGUUCUGGCGUGCCAAAACGACGACGGCGGUUUUGGCUUGCGCCCUGGCUGCGAAUCCCACGCCGGCCAGACGUUCUGCUGUGUGGCCGCCCUGCAACUGUGUGGGCUCCUCGAAAAGGCCAACCAUGACACCCUCAAGGGAUUUCUGCUGCGACGUCAACAAGCCGAUGGCGGGUUCAAUGGUCGUCCAGAAAAGGCAUCCGAUGGCUGUUACGCAUGGUGGGUGCUUGCCACUAUGGCCAUUUUAGGUCCAAGCGUGCUGGGUGCGAUUGACAAGGCAGCUGCAAUCAAGGCCCUUUUUCGAUUACAAACGCCGGCAGGCGGCUUUAGCCCCCGUCCAGAUGAAUCUCCGGACCUGUUCCACACGCACUUUGCCAUUGCGGCCCUGGGCGUCUUGGGACACGAGUCCGUAGCGCCAAUGGAUCCGUGUUUCUGUGUUCCACGGACCGCAUUGCAGCGCUACCGCCGAUCUCUUGAUCAGACACAAGCAACCACCACAGACGCAUCAUAGAUCUAGUCUGUCGACCCAGUCUAUUCUUUUCCAUCAUCAGCCAUCUGAGCCACAACUAGGGUGCAGUGCACCGGUCACGGAUGAUGUGCAAAGCGUGUGCUUUGGCACGGUCUUCCACUUGCUGCCAGAUGGCCUUCAACUUGGCAUCGUCGCCAUCUGAGACGCGUUGGGGUGCCCAUGGCGCCCAGCUUUUGCGCGACACUGAGGAGCUGAAUGCCCACAUGGCCGAUCGCAGUUGGGCCUGGUCCAGUCCUAAUGAUUUCAGGAUUGCAUCACAAAAGGCUGUGUGAGAGUGUACACACGCGCGUUGUACGCGCAAUUGAGCCGUCGAUUUU